AUGAGUAAGAUGAAAGAAUUGUCUAUGGACAUCCAGGACAAAAUUGUAUACCUACACAAGACGGGAAUGGGCUACAAGAGGAUUGGCAAGCAGCUAGGUGAGAAUGAGUCAACCUUUAGGCAUAUCUAUCUAUCUAUCUAUUUCUAUCUAGCUACCUAUUUCAGUUUAGGCAUAUCUAUCUAUCUAUCUAUCUAUCUAUUUCAGUUUAGGCAUAUCUAUCUAUCUAGCUAUCUAUCUAGCUAUCUAUUUCUAUCUAGCUAUCUAUUUCAGUUUAGGCAUAUCUAUCUAUCUAUCUAUCUAUCUAUCUAUCUAUCUAUCUAUCUAUUUCUAUCUAGCUAUCUAUUUCAGUUUAGGCAUAUCUAUCUAUCUAUCUAUCUAUCUAUCUAUCUAUCUAUCUCAUUUUGCAUCUUCUUCUUUUUCUUUCUUUACAUUUUCUCAUUCUUGUCUCUCCUUUUUUUCUCAUUCAUAAUCAGGUGUUUUUCUGUCUUUUAUUUUACCUGUUCUUAUAUUCUUAAUCAGUUUCUUUCAUUUAAAUAA
Messenger RNA from Acanthosepion pharaonis, 537 nucleotides. The record is from the annotation of a GenBank genome assembly. NCBI's taxonomy places the organism in Eukaryota, Metazoa, Mollusca, Cephalopoda, Sepiida, Sepiidae.